Messenger RNA from Akanthomyces muscarius, 1434 nucleotides. RefSeq lists its product as uncharacterized. Gene Ontology annotation, molecular function: transmembrane transporter activity. The record is from RefSeq and is a predicted model, not a curated record. The transcript has 2 exons. Gene Ontology annotation, cellular component: fungal-type vacuole membrane. Bases 1 to 1434 code for a protein of 477 amino acids. Gene Ontology annotation, biological process: transmembrane transport. Lineage: Eukaryota; Fungi; Ascomycota; Sordariomycetes; Hypocreales; Cordycipitaceae.
AUGUCCGCCGUUACACCAGAAAAGCACAAUGGCGGCGGCGACGCCCGCGGCGGUGGAGUCAUGAACGACCUCGAGCGGACCAUCAGCAACAGCUUCGUCAACGUCGACGGCGCCGUGUCCGUGCCGCCCAACGAAAAGUCCGCGAGGGUCGUCACCGACGAGGAGAGCCAGCAGCAGGUCGACGACAGCAGCGAUGCGACGGCCGUCGACGAGGGCAACUCGGGAGGGGCGGCGCCCGAUGGCGGGAUGCAGGCAUGGCUGGUUGUCCUUGGCGCGUGGUGCGCUUCGUUUUGCAGCUACGGCUGGAUCAACAGUGUCGGCAUCUUUCAGCAAUACUACGCCGAGGGGCCGCUCAAGGAGUACUCGGCCAGCCAAAUCUCAUGGAUCCCCGCGCUGCAAAUCUUCUUCAUGUCCUUCAUGGGCCCGCCCAUCGGCGUGCUGUUCGACAAGUACGGCCCCGAGCGGCUGCUCGUCGCCGGCUCCUUCCUGCACGUCUUUGGCCUGAUGAUGGCGUCCAUCUCGACCGAGUACUACCAGUUCCUCCUCUCACAAGGCGUGUGCAGCGCCAUUGGCGUCGCCGCCGUGUUCCUCUCGGCGAUUGCCUGCGUAAGCGGGUGGUUUGACCGGCGGCGCGGCCUCGCGUUCGGCCUCCUCGCGACGGGCUCCAGCCUCGGCGGCGUGGUGCUGCCCAUCAUGGUAACGCGGCUGAUCGACGGGGUCAGCUACGGCUGGGCGAUGCGAACGGGUGCGUUCCUCAUCGGCGCGCUGCUCAUCGUGAGCAUCUGCACGGUGCGCCGCCGCACCUCGAUCGCGCCGCAGACGAGCUUUUCCGCCGCGCAGAUGAAGGCGCCCUUUAAAGAGGUGCCGUUCAUCUUCAUCCUCGGCGGCCUCUUCCUCAUCCCAUUCGGCCUGUACACGCCCAUCAACUACCUGCCGACGGCGGCCGUCGACGGCGGCAUGGACAAGCAGCUAGCGCAGUACCUGGUGAGCAUCUACAACGGCGCGAGCCUGAUCGGCCGGCUGAGCUCGGGCAUCCUCGCCGACCGCUUCGGCCGCUUCAACGCCUUCAUCGCGUCGUGCUACAUUGCGGGCGUGCUGGUGCUGGCCAUGUGGAUACCGGGCACCGAGAACGCGACGACGAUUGCGUUUGCCGCCAUGUUUGGGCUGUUCUCGGGGGCGUACAUUGCGCUGCUCGUCGCGCUGAUUGCGCAGGUGUCGCCGAUCCGCGAGAUUGGCUACCGCAACGGCAUCGCGUGCCUGGCGCAGUCGGUGGGCGGCCUGCUCGCGACGCCGAUUGCGGGCGCCAUCAUCGACAAGCCCGGGGGGCUGGUGGGCAUCAAGGUGUACGCGGGCGUGUUUCUUGUGACGGGCACGACGAGCGUCAUGAUUGCGCGCCUGGUAUUGACCAAGUUCAAGCUCAAGGCUGUACUGUAG